Molecule: messenger RNA, 2244 nt
Organism: Bipolaris oryzae ATCC 44560
Lineage: Eukaryota; Fungi; Ascomycota; Dothideomycetes; Pleosporales; Pleosporaceae
Exons: 6
Coding region: 1-2244 (747 amino acids)
Biological process (GO): DNA-templated transcription; regulation of DNA-templated transcription
Molecular function (GO): DNA-binding transcription factor activity, RNA polymerase II-specific; DNA binding; zinc ion binding
Source: RefSeq, a predicted model, not a curated record
AUGGCGCACAAAGCACAUGGAGCUGAAGAUUCGACCGCAUCCGUGUCGGAGCCUAGAGAAGCGAGGGCUGCGAAAGCCUGCCUUUCAUGCCGUUCGCGCAAGGUCCGUUGCGAUGUAGCAAAGGCCAGCCAACCUUGCACCAAUUGCCGCAUGAAUAGUCAGAAAUGUCUUGUCGUCUCAAGAGCCUCCAGGCUGUCGACCUUGAGCUGGCAGCGAAAGCGAUCUCAACAGAAUGCGGAGGCCCAGCCUGCGGCAUCGAAUUCCUCCAACUCUAGCCCAGACUGUGGAGCAGGAAUUCUGGGCGGUAACUACAACAUCAGCAAUGAUCCCAGUUUUUCUCCUCUCAAUGUGCAGCCGUCAUCAAUCCCCUACUAUGACGAGUGCUCGGAGGCUCCAAAACCUGUAGCUAGAUCGACUGUUCUGUACUCACAUUUCCCGUUCCUCGCCAUUGGCAAUAUUCAUAUGAUCCCUGCCGAGGACUUGAACUUUCUUGAACUUCAGGGAUGCCUACAUAUCCCCAUGCAGCAAUUCAUUGACGACUUUGUUCAGCAAUACUUCUUGUACGUGCAUCCGUUCAUGCCUCUCAUUGAUGAGGGUGAGUUUUGGGAAGCCUACCGUCGGAAUGGGGUUCUUGCAACUUCGGUUCCAGCUAUGCCGCUUCUGGUCUUUCAGGCUAUGCUCUUCAGUUCGUGCACUUUCGUCCCACUGUCCAUCAUCAGGGGUUUAGGAUAUCCCGAUCUUCUCUCUGCUAGGGCAGCUUUCUACCGGAAAGUGAAGCUUCUUUAUGACAUGAAUACCGAGACAUCACCGCUUUACUUAGCACAGACCGCCCUGUUGCUGAUGGCCUGGGUACCACAAGACAACUUGCUCCUCAAUCCAUUUCGAACUUGGCUUGGACUAGCUAUACAACAUGCCAGAAGCAUAAACGCAGAUUGUCUGAUAGAUUCUGCACAAUCACCAACACAGGUAACUGAUGCCCAAGAUACAAAUCCGCAGGCCCUUCGGCGCCUUUGGUGGUGCUGCGUCAUAGCGGACCGCAUCUCUCCUCUUUGUGCACAUUAUGACCAGCAGAUAACUCGAGACGACUACAACUUUGAGACUGCCAAACCAUUGAACAGAACAGAUCUUGCCGACGAAAUGUUCAGAUCCUGCGUUUACUCAGCGGCCAGCAAAAAGAAACUCCUAGAAAUAUUUGAGACAUUCAUGGACCUUAACAUCAUCUUGACCGAUAUCCUUCCCCUUGUAGCCCGUCAUCAGGACUCUAUGAGAUCGAGGAGAAACUUGGAACUAGGGGUAGGUACAAAUUUCUCUCAAUAUGAAAGGAAUCUAGAAUCCUGGUUCGCUAGAGCCACCAGCAUUCACCCACCAUUUGCCGACACAUGCGUAAAUGGAUCCAGUGAGAAGGAUAGUAUUGGUGAGCUCGACAAGUCCGUAGUACUCCAUACAAACCUAUUGUAUAUUUACUAUCAUUACGCCAAGGCGUCCCUUGACAACUACAGGCUUCAAUGCUGCGUCUCACUGGCAUUCACUCGAGAAAUAGACACUGUGGCGUACUCAGACGAAGUAUCCAAGCUGCGAAAUGCACUGCAAAACUCAAUGUCAAGUACGACUUCACUUCUCGAGGAACUAGUCCAGAGGCGACUGGCUAGGUGGUUGCCUGUCGGAGUUCUUGCAUGCGUUGCCAUGCCAUUUGCACUUCAAGUAAUCAAUAUGCGGCUCAACGCCAGCACCGCUAAUUUCGGCGCAGAACGACCAAAAGGCACUGGCGCUAAGGAAGAGACUACAUCAGCUCUGCGGGAGACCAUGAAAUUAUUAUCUCCUCAGUAUAACGGCGUAGGUCUCAUCGAACAGGCUGUCGAGCAGGUGGCACGCAUGGUUCAGCAGACGAGCGCCAUAUCCUCACUUUCUGCCUGGCCAGAGUUUUUGACGCAUUCCCCAAGCCAGUACUUGCGGGUAGUGUCAGUGAUCGACCAAUGUAUACGUGAGGGGAAGGUCGCCGGUGAAAAUGACAUGCGGGCCUGGCUCGAAUCUGAGGUGUCCAAGCACAGUCACAACCACGACCUCGUCAUGCACGACACCCCGUCAUCGUGUUCUCAAAAACGACAGGCGCCGAGCAGAGCAACUGCAACCGUGGAUCAUCAAUCCUUUGCAUCGUGGCAAGAGUGUAUACACGCUCCGCAGGAAACUGAUGAUAGCUCGGCGAUGCCUUUUGGACUGAUAUUGGCGGACUUUGAAGUGGAAUAA